Lotus japonicus is the source of this 1037-nucleotide messenger RNA. Its product is annotated as SAGA-associated factor 11. The record is from RefSeq and is a predicted model, not a curated record. Gene Ontology annotation, cellular component: SAGA-type complex; DUBm complex. Bases 186 to 725 code for a protein of 179 amino acids. The transcript has 4 exons. Lineage: Eukaryota; Viridiplantae; Streptophyta; Magnoliopsida; Fabales; Fabaceae.
AGGAGCAAAAACGGAAUUCCCGAUAUUUUUGUUUCAACCCAAACUCCCAAAGAUUUCAAUUUCUCGGAAAUUGUUCCUCAGUACCAAGCUGAGUAUCUCAGAAUCACCGUUACUUCUCCGUUCGACGAUCCUGUGAUCUCUCUCUCACAUUUUCACAAAGGAUCCAAAAGCCUUGGUCAAGACUCAUGUCAGCUCCUAAUGAGGAAAGCCCAUCAUCACAUUCCCAGCUUUCGUCUCAAUUUUUCUCAGAUCUUCUUGAUUCCAUUAUAGUUGAUGUGGCAUCGGAGUGUCACAGGGUAGCCAGGCUUGGGCUUGAUUCUAAUUUGGAAGAAGAAGAUGAAGAAUUGAAGUUGUCAGCUCAAGCAAGGGUUAGGGUAGCUGAUCCUAGUAACAAUAAUGAAGCAAACGGAAAGUACCUGGUUGACAUAUUCGGACAAACUCAUCCUCCUGUAGCAGAUGAAAUAUUUGAGUGCAUGAACUGUGGUCGUUCUAUCAUGGCUGGAAGGUUUGCUCCUCACUUAGAGAAGUGCAUGGGCAAGGGUAGGAAGGCUCGUCUGAAAGUGACAAGAAGCAGCACAGCCACGCAGAAGCGGUACUCACGAGGCAUUCCUGCUUCUAGAUAUUCCUCAUAUUCAAAUCACUCUAGCAAUAGCAUAAACCGGUCGGCAAAUGGAUCCUCUUCAUUUGCAGGUGAGGGGCACUCAAAUGGGACAUCUGAGCCAUGAGCUAGCGAUGCGCACCGACUUGGCAUGCAGGAUUUUUAGGCAGCCUGAACUUUGUUUUGCUGGGAGAUAGCAUCAGGAUGUAUUUUGAAAGGAAUAUUUUCUAACGUUUUGGAUCCUAAUAGAUAAAAUUGCCAUAUUUGUAGAUCACAGAACAAUACUACCUUGUCACUGAUUCAGCUAUAGUUUUGUUUACUCAUUACAAUGUAUAUUUGGUGGGCUACAAUGUAUAUUUUGUGGGCUCCAAAAAUGAAGCCUUUGUAUUUUUUUUUGGUAAAAGAAAAGUUAUUAAGCCCACAAUUAUAAUUUUCAUUA